Messenger RNA from Racocetra persica, 338 nucleotides. Lineage: Eukaryota; Fungi; Glomeromycota; Glomeromycetes; Diversisporales; Gigasporaceae. The record is from the annotation of a GenBank genome assembly.
ACAUUUGCGAACCUUCUAUAAGUGAGACAGUGAAUACUUCAAUCUACGUGGCACCCAGAUCAAAGAUUAAGGAAUUAAGUUUGGUUCGAGAUCAAUUGAUUGCAAAAUUUGGAAAGAAAUUCGCAUUAAAUGCGAUCGAAAAUAAGCAUAUUAUAUAUAAUGUAAAUUGGAAAUUAGAUCCAAGCGUGGAAGAUUCAUUUUUAGGAUCUUCUCCGAUUCUGAUUGUCUUGUCCUGCCCUCAACGACCUGAUAACGAAAAGAAUGACAAACUUGGUAGACCACCAUCACCGUUAUUAUCACAAGACCUUUCUCAAAAUAAUUAUGUUUUAACAAACUGA